Molecule: messenger RNA, 859 nt
Organism: Episyrphus balteatus (marmalade hoverfly)
Lineage: Eukaryota; Metazoa; Arthropoda; Insecta; Diptera; Syrphidae
Product: MIT domain-containing protein 1
Exons: 4
Coding region: 102-806 (234 amino acids)
Source: RefSeq, a predicted model, not a curated record
CUUGUUCCUAAAUUUUUAUUUAUUCAUUUAAACAAUUUUAUUUAAAUUAUUUGUAAAUAAUUUUUAACAUAAUAUACUGCCUUAUUAAAUUCUCAUCAAAAAUGAGUUUAAAAGAAAUAUUACUAGAAGCCUGCGAAUGCGACAGAGCUGGACGAAUUCUGCAAGCUCAGCAUCUUUAUAAAGAUGGAAUUUUGGUGCUUCUUAAAACAGCUGAAGCUGAAAAAGAUUCAGAAAAACGAAAAUAUUAUAUUGGAAAAAUUGAUGAAUACAAAACUCGUCUCGAUUUGAUACGAAACAAAAUCGAUGCUCAUGCGACGAAAGGAGACGUCGUCGAUAAUAUUCCCAUUAUGGAAGGUUCCACAGGUCACAGUUAUCAACAAUUGUUUGGCAAAUAUUUGGAUAAUGAUGUAAAAGAAGUUGAAUUAGAUGAAGCGUAUUUAAUGGAAAAUCAUCAGAUGCAAAAUCUUGUAAUGUUCCUCGAAUUAGUUGUCAAAAAGUGUCACAGUCUGAGAUACAUUCGAAUCAUUACAAAAAAAGACGAACGUUCAGGAAGUAAUCAAAAAGAUUCCUUUGACAGUAUUAAAGCUGACCUUGCGCGUAGAAAUAUUCAAUUGGCUGUGGAAUUUCAAAGUAAUUUGCAUGAUAGAAAAAUAUUAUUAAGUAAUGGAUAUAUCAUUAAAAUUGGUAGGGGAUUGGAUAUUUACAAACCAAAACCAAGUCGAUUUUGUCUCGGUUCGACGGACUAUGACUUCCGAGAAUGUCGAAAAACUGAAGUGGACAUUUGGAAGUGCAAGAAAUAUGAUUGAUAUAAAUUUUUGUUAUUGUAUUUAAGCGCAAAUAAAUAUAAGCAUAAUAAUAA